GCCUCCGUGAGGGACUAGUUUUGGGAAAAGGUAGUGCUUGGUGCCGCUCACUUGGGGACCUUGACAAACUGGAGCUUUCCGCGACCACCCGAUUGAAGGAGACGUGUACUGAUAGGUGGACUGCUUUAGUGAUCGGCCCUCCGUUCUCAUUCCCAAGAAGGAGCGGAGCCCUGAGCACUGAGCAGGAUGAGCAACAUCUACAUCCAGGAGCCUCCCACCAACGGGAAGGUUUUACUGAAAACUACAGCUGGAGAUAUUGACAUAGAGUUGUGGUCAAAAGAAGCUCCCAAAGCUUGCAGAAAUUUCAUUCAGCUUUGUUUGGAAGCGUAUUAUGACAACACCAUUUUUCAUAGAGUUGUACCUGGUUUCAUAGUCCAAGGGGGAGAUCCUACUGGCACAGGGACUGGUGGAGAGUCUAUCUAUGGAGCCCCAUUCAAGGAUGAAUUCCACUCACGGUUACGUUUUAAUCGAAGAGGGCUGGUGGCCAUGGCAAAUGCUGGUCCUCAUGAUAAUGGCAGCCAAUUUUUCUUUACACUGGGUCGAGCAGAUGAACUUAACAAUAAGCAUACCAUAUUUGGAAAGGUUACAGGGGAUACAGUAUAUAACAUGCUGCGGCUAACAGAAGUAGACGUUGAUGAGGAAGAAAGACCACGCAAUCCACAUAAAAUAAGAAGUUGUGAGGUUUUGUUUAAUCCUUUCGAUGACAUCAUUCCCAGAGAAAUAAAAAAGCCAAAAAAAGAGAAACCAGAGGAAGAAGUAAAGAAAUUGAAGCCCAAAGGCACAAAAAAUUUUAGUUUACUUUCAUUUGGAGAGGAAGCUGAAGAAGAAGAGGAGGAAGUAAAUCGAGUUAGUCAGCAUUUUGUUCAGUUCACAACACAUUUAAGAAGGAUACUGACCAACCCAGCAUAUUCAGAAGAAGGGAGGAUCUUGAGGAGGAUGGGGAUGAAAGCAAAAGCCAUUGCACAUGGAGAAUGCUUGACGAGCUGGAUAUACUUUGAAGAAAGCAUGAAGGGAAAAAGCAAAAGUAGUCAUGACUUGCUUAAGGAUGAUCCCCAUCUCAGUUCUGUGCCAGCUGUUGGAAGUGAAAAAGGCGAUACAGCAGGAGAUUCAACUAAUGAUGGAGAAUAUGAAGGUGCAGAGCAUGAUGAAUAUAUUGAUGAUGAUGAGAAGAACUUGAUGAGAGAAAGGAUUGCAAAAAAGUUAAAAAAGGACGCAAGUGCAAAUGUGAAGUCGGCUGGAGAGGGAGAGGUGAAGAAAUCAGUUAGCCGCAGUGAUGAGCUCCGAAAAGAAGCAAGACAGUUAAAGCGGGAACUCUUAGCAGCAAAACAAAAAAAAGGAGAAAAUGCAGCAAAACAAGCAGAAAAAAAAAGUGAAGAAGAAGAAACUGCUUCUGAUGGUGCUAUUGCAGAAUACAGAAGAGAAAAGCAAAAGUAUGAAGCUCUGAGGAAGCAACAGGCAAAGAAGGGAACUUCCCGGGAAGAUCAGACCCUGGCGCUGCUGAACCAGUUUAAAUCUAAACUCACUCAAGCAAUUGCUGAAACUCCUGAAAACGACAUUUCUGAAGCAGAAGUAGAAGAUGAUGAAGGAUGGAUGUCACAUGUACUUCAGUUUGAGGAUAAAAGCAGAAAAGUGAAAGAUGCAAGCAUGCAAGACUCAGACACAUUUGAAAUCUAUGAUCCUCGGAAUCCAGUGACUAAGAGAAGACGAGAAGAAAGCAAAAAGCUGAUGAGAGAGAAAAAAGAAAGAAGAUAAAGUUACAGUCAUAACUAGCUAGAAAUGUGCCUGCGAUAAAUGGCCUUCUAACAGCCAUUGUUCCCAACAGCAUCACUUAAGGGUGUGAAAAGAAUUAUUUUUGAACCUGUUGUCUGGUUUUGAAAAAAAACUAUCUUGUUAUAUGUAAAUUGUGGAAUGAUGUAGGCAAAUGCUUUUGGUUCAUGGUUUUUCCCUAAUUGACCUUUUCUAUUGCUAAAUCUGAAAAAGAACUUUCCUGCCAGUUUACAUGUGUUAACCAUUUGUAGACUGUGUCACCUGUUUAUGUCUUUUUAUUCUAAAAUAUGUGAAGCCUUUGUUUUCAAGACUUUUUAUAAGAAGUUUCUCGCCAGAAAGAAUAUUUAAGGGAAACCUCCCUGACAUUCUGUUACCACAGUACUAAAUUUGGAAUAUAAUAAUAAUAAAGAAACAUUAUAUAAAUUGA
This is a messenger RNA of Hyaena hyaena (striped hyena), 2194 nucleotides long. It is a transcript of the gene CWC27, whose product is annotated as CWC27 spliceosome associated cyclophilin. Gene Ontology annotation, molecular function: peptidyl-prolyl cis-trans isomerase activity. Gene Ontology annotation, cellular component: catalytic step 2 spliceosome. Gene Ontology annotation, biological process: protein folding; protein peptidyl-prolyl isomerization. The transcript is spliced from 15 exons. The record is from RefSeq and is a predicted model, not a curated record. Lineage: Eukaryota; Metazoa; Chordata; Mammalia; Carnivora; Hyaenidae. Bases 187 to 1752 code for a protein of 521 amino acids.